Messenger RNA from Saccostrea cuccullata (small rock oyster), 1530 nucleotides. RefSeq lists its product as uncharacterized. The transcript is spliced from 8 exons. Bases 538 to 1530 code for a protein of 330 amino acids. Gene Ontology annotation, molecular function: scavenger receptor activity. The record is from RefSeq and is a predicted model, not a curated record. NCBI's taxonomy places the organism in Eukaryota, Metazoa, Mollusca, Bivalvia, Ostreida, Ostreidae.
CAUGUUGAAGAUUCAGAAAUAACUUAUAAUAAACAGUAUAAUCUUUUUUGUACGAUUGAAAAAAAAGGGAGCUAAUCACAACGAUAAAUGCUCCUUUUCCGGUACAUAUUUAUAAAACAGGACCUAAUGCUCAUAUCAAAGCAGAUUAGAACCGAUAAUUUAUAUUAAUGGAGGUACGUACUCGACUCAUAAUCAGGGGUCUUUGGUUUGAUUCAAGUUACCAGCGCUGCCUCAAACUUCAGACAUAUAACUGUAUAACGAAGGAAGUAUUUGGUUUCAGCAACAGUUUUCAUUUUUUUUCAGUUAUUCCUUUAACUGCCUUUUUGGCUUAUUUUAAACAGACAAAUUAAAACAUGAGAGGUUGGAUCCGGUGCCAUGGUGGAGUGACCAUCCCCUGCAGACCGAACAUACCCGCCGUGUGCUCCUUGUCAUAAUCAGAAAAUAACGGAAAAAUCCGUUGUCAAUUCAGUGUAUACAUAAUGGACUCUAACAAUUGACUUUUGUGUCAUCAGAGAAUAACACGAAAGAGAGUUGAUUAUGUUUUGGCCUACAAUACCAGUAAUACUGGUUCUUUAUUUUGCCUAUCUGCCUUUGAUACGAACAUCGGAUCCAAAAUUGUGCAAAGAAGGAUACUUUGGUCAAAAUUGUUCGUUACCCUGUCGGUAUCCAAAUUAUGGAGCAGAUUGUCAAGAAGGAUGUGUUUGCAAUAGAACAUUGUGCCAUCACGUGUCCGGAUGCCCGGCUACACAUGAACCUGAGGAAACAACAACAUUGUUGGUGAACGAUUCGAUAUUUCUGCAGAACGUAACCAAAAUGAAAAUUCUCUAUAUGUCAUUAGAUAUCAGAGGAAAAGAAAACAAUACGCCGAACAAACCCAUGUGGACUGAUAUGGAUAUGAAAUACAAGGCCAUGCUCGUUUGUACAGUCUUGUUUGGAAUUCUUUUCAUUAUCAUCAUAAUUGUUUACGUAAAGAUAACUGUUAGUAACCGUGCACGCGUUCAGUACUUUAAAUGGACAAGAAAACAUGAAAAGGAAACUCGCUAUUUAAAUGAAACUUUCAGUUGUUCUGAUGGCUUUAUUGGUAAAAAUUGUGAGAUAAAAUGUCGAUAUCCAAGUUUUGGAGCAGAUUGUCAGAAACGAUGUAUGUGUGGUGAGGCAGAAUGUAGCCAUGUGUCAGGAUGCAAAGAAACGCUGGAAACGACUGUGGAAUUGACUAUCUUGCAGAGCACUCUGCCUAUGUCAAACGACACAGAUAUGCCACAAAAUAAAAGUAAAAUAGCUUAUAUUUUUUCUGACUCAGUGGAUAGUUUUCAAAAAGACUCCAAAAGAAACCCUUCCGUAUGGACAUUAUUAGAUACAAAACACAAGACCUUGCUCAUUGGAAUAAUCAUCUGUUUAUCUAUAUUCUUCAUUAUCAUGACGCUGAUAGCGAGGAAGAAGAUACCUAAAUAUGUGCAUAUGUACCGGGUUAAACCUGUCGGAUUCCAAAGAGAAGCCAGGAUUGAUUCAAUGGACAUUGCCUCUUUGUAA